This is a messenger RNA of Ictalurus furcatus (blue catfish), 1009 nucleotides long. It is a transcript of the gene polr1h, whose product is annotated as RNA polymerase I subunit H. Gene Ontology annotation, cellular component: RNA polymerase I complex. Gene Ontology annotation, biological process: DNA-templated transcription; termination of RNA polymerase I transcription. The coding region runs from base 100 to 453 and encodes 117 amino acids. The record is from RefSeq and is a predicted model, not a curated record. Gene Ontology annotation, molecular function: zinc ion binding; nucleic acid binding; DNA-directed RNA polymerase activity. Lineage: Eukaryota; Metazoa; Chordata; Actinopteri; Siluriformes; Ictaluridae. The transcript has 5 exons.
AUAAAAUUCAAGCUCCUGAUCAGCGUUCCGGACUCUUGCGUGUUUUUUCUUACGUUUCUAUCUGUUUCGACAACAUUACGAGCCGUCAACGAAUAAGGAAUGUCGUGUUUCAAGGGGGAUAUAAACUUUUGCCCGGAGUGUGGGAAUAUCCUUCCUAUCCCAGAAUUACAUGAUUUCAUUACCUGCCCUCGGUGCGCCUUCAGCAUCCCUGUCCAAGAAUUUUCAGGGUACAUGAUCAAGUCAUCGGUGGUGUUUAAUUCGUUAGAGAAGAGUUCAUCUGCUGUAGAGAGUGAAGACUCUGAGCUAAAAGGCCCAAUUAUUGACAGGAAGUGUUCACGCUGCAAUAAAGAAGGAAUGGUUUACCACACGAGACAAAUGAGAUCUGCUGAUGAAGGCCAGACAGUGUUUUUCACAUGCAUACACUGCAGAUACCAAGAAAAGGAGGACUCAUGAGAGGAGAGGCUCUUUUUUUUUUUUUUUUUUUUUUUUUUUUCUUUUUUUUUUUUUUUUUUUUCUUUUUUUUUUUCUUCUUCUUGGAUAACAAAAUUUUCACUUCAUCAACACCAAAGUGUAAUAUUUUCUCCCUCUAUCUCUCUCUCUCUCUCUCCCCCUCUCUCUCGUUUUACAUCUGGACUGUAUUUACAGUAUGCUCACACUCUUUGAAUUUAGGAUUUGUAUUCAAAUAAUAAAAAAAUAAUGACAUAACACGAGUGUGCCGCUUUAACUUCUGGGAACGUGCUGUCAAAUUUUUGAUACUGAUCGGUCAGAGCAGCUGCGAGAGUAGUUCAUCUGCCAAUCACAGACCUACAGUACAUUAACACACUCAUUCUAAUGUUAUCAUUUCUGUAGUAGUUCAUUCACAGGGACUUGUAUGGUUGAUAUAAUAGCAUAUAUUACAUAUAGAUCAUUUAUAAUAAUGAAUGAAGAAAAGUACUAAUCCUUGGUAUGGUGUAGCUUUCUGGAAGGAAACAUUAUGGAACGUUUAAGAAGGAGUCUCCAGUGUCAGAGG